Molecule: messenger RNA, 755 nt
Organism: Trichoderma asperellum CBS 433.97
Lineage: Eukaryota; Fungi; Ascomycota; Sordariomycetes; Hypocreales; Hypocreaceae
Source: RefSeq, a predicted model, not a curated record
GCAGCAUAUCCUUGUAGUAUUUUCUAUCUGACUCAGACAGCUGAGCUGCACGUAUCUCUCCGUAAAGUAAAAGAAGAAGGGCUGAUGCUGUCUGGUGCUCUUCUAAAGCAGGGGUUUCCCAGCUUUCCAGCUCUACGUCUCAGCUUGACCACUUCCUCUCUAGCAGCCACGCAAAAACCGGUGACAGAGGUGCAUAUCUUGGCAAGCCUCGUCCGUCUCUGCAUACAUAUACCCCUCUCCCCUUUUUUUCUUUUUUUUUUUUUUUUUUUUCAAAUUCAUUUGUCGGCGUUUACUCAAAUAGCACCUGGGCUUCUGCUUUCACUCUGCCUGCAGAGACGACUCCCUGCAGACGCCCGUUCCGUUGACUCGCAUCCCUGUCCAAAGAAGUUCGGUAUAAUGCAUGUUGCAAAUCCUUCCAUUCUUGGGGGGGUCUCUUAUUACAAUGCUCCAUGCUGGUACUCUGUUUCAUUGUCUAUUAUAGUCGUAUCCGUCAGUUUCGCUCAUCCUAUGCUGCAACCUCGAGUUUCCAGCCGAGGCCUGGUGUAUUAUCCGAUAGUCUAAAGUCCCAAAAAGGCAUCUCUUCUCCUUCUUCUUCUUCUCUCUUCUCUCUUCUCUCUUUCCAUAUCGCUUUUUAUCCCAUACGCCCAAAGAAAAUGUCCAAUAAUUAUUCCCAGUUUGCUUGUAUUACCCUCCAAUAAGGUGUAUCGAUUCGUAUAACUCCCACACACCCCUUAUCCAGAUGUUCUCUAAAAUAG